CUUUCUGAGUGCAGCUGGCACCAUGGGUGUGCUCUGGAGCAACUUCUGUUUGCUCUGAGCCCCCCGCCCUGCCUCCCCUUUCACCACGUUUCCUCUGGCAAGGUUUUAAGUACAGCAAUUCAAGAAGAUUUCUCCUCCUAAACUAUAUUAUUCUAAAGUGUAUUGCCUCUUGAUUGCUGGAAAAGAAUCUUUAAUUCAUUUCAAAAGUAACUUAUGAACAAACUUAUUAAAAGUGAUGAAAGGAGCACUGAAAUUGAUUAGAACUAAUUUUUCACUGUGCCAAAGUGUGCAGUGUCUUUCAGAGGAAACUGUAACAGAUCUUGUGAGUGUGCCAUGCCGGUGGGGAGAAUUGAAUGUCCCUCAUCUCCCUCUUUCCCUAGGGACAGUAGUCAUGAGUGCCGAGUGUGCGGGGUCACAGAAGUGGGUCUUUCUGCGUAUGCAAAGCACAUUUCUGGCCAAUUGCACAAAGAUAAUGUUGAUGCCCAGGAAAGAGAAGAUGAUGGAAAGGAAGAAGAAGAGGAAGAUUAUUUUGACAAGGAACUCGUUCAGUUAAUAAAGCAAAGGAAAGAACAAAGUCGGCAAGAUGAACCUUCCAAUAGCAGCCAAGAAAUAAACUCCGAUGACAGGCGAUCCCAACGGAGACGAGAAGACCGAAUUCCUUACCAAGACAGAGAGAGCUACAGUCAGCCAGCAUGGCAUCAUCGUGGACCUCCUCAGCGGGACCGGAAAUGGGAGAAAGAUGGCUAUAAUAAUACGAGGAAAAACAGCUUCCCACAUUCUUCGAGGAGUAGUGGUGGAUCAAGGGGAUGUUCUGGCUGGCAUAAGGGUGUUACAGGAGGCUCCUCAACUUGGUUUCACAACCAUAGUAAUUCUGGAGGUGGUUGGCAUUCAAAUAGUGGAAUGGUAGAUUGGAAUCAUAAUGGUACAGGAAGGAAUUCCAGUUGGCAUUCUGAAGGAACAGGUGGCUUUUCCAGUCGGCAUAUGAACAGCAGUAACGGAAACUGGAAAUCCAGUGUACGUAGCACAAAUAGUUGGAAUUACAGUGGCCCCGGAGACAAAUUUCAACCAAGCAGAAACAGAAAUUCUAACUGUCAAAUGGAAGACAUGACUAUGCUAUGGAACAAGAAAUCUAAGUCAAACAAAUACAAUCAAGAGAGAUAUAAGUGGCAGCGGCAAGAAAAUGACAAAGUUGGUGCAGUCGCCACAUACAGAGGUCCUUCUGAAGGAUUUACAAGUGAUAAGUUUUCUUCAGAAGGCUUACUUGACUUCAAUUUUGAGCACCUGGAAAGCCAAACCACUAAACAAACAGAUACCUUAGCUUCCAAAAUUGGUGGGAAGAAUGGCAGUGUAGCAAGGGAAAAGCUCCGUCGCUGGACUCCUUACCCUUCCCAGAAGACUCUGGAUUUACAAUCGGGAGUGAAAGAAGUCACUGGUAACAAGUUGGAAACGAUAGAUAAGCCUCUCUUUGAUUUUAGCUUGAUAACCACAGGAAUACAAGAGCCCCAAAUUGAUGAAAGAAAUAAUUCUCCAGCACUGAAAUCACAAAAAGAAACACAUACUAGAUCUCUUAAUCAUAAAGCCACUUCUGACUGCACUGCUUCCUAUGAGGUAGUGAGAGAGUGCCCCGUUAUAGAAAAACCUGAACAAGAGCAUACCUUAAAUAAGAUGCCAUUGCUAAAAUCCCCACUCCUUCCAAUUCCAGUCACUAAAUCAGCUCCUCAAAAGCAAGAUUCAAAGAAUCCCUCAAAAAACACCAAAACGAAUUCUUUUUUUCCUGGAGAACACUCAAACCCCUUGAACAAACCCACUGUGGAAGAUAAUCAGGGUUCUUACGUACCCAAAUUGCGAAAUUCAGGUCCUCGUGUUUUAAAAGGGCAUAAAAGUACAUUUGGAACUCAAAGGGAACCUGAUGAAAAUUUAAGUGAUACAUUACAAAAAGCCAAAGAUGUGCUAGAGUGUAAUGAGUCAUUGCAAAAUCCACUUCUUAGCGCUUCUAAAAGGACCAGGAAUUAUGCAAAAGCAAGUAGGAAUGUAGAAGAGUCUGAAAAAGGAUCUUUGAAGAUUGAGUUUCAAGUAGACGCAUUAGAAGAUGAAAGUGAUGGAGAGAUAUCUGAUGCAGAAAAGAAUGGAACAAAAAUUGGAACCCUGGGUUCUGCAACUACAGAAGUUUUAUCCUGCAGUACUCAUGCUGCUGAUGAGAAAAGGGGGGAUGACCAAAACCUGAAAACAUCUAGAAAACCAUCCACUUCCCCAUGUAACUCAACAGUUCACCAGAAAGAAUCUGAGUUACAAAUGACAUCUGUAGCCAGCCCACACUCUGACUUACUGCUAGAUUUGAAAACCGCUCUAGAAGAUGCACAGGUUGAUGACCCUGUUAAAUCUCAUGUAUCUUAUGAAACAGAAGGCUUUGAGAGUACUAGCUUGGAUGCUGAGCUUCAAAAAAACGAUAUAGGUCAGCCCUCAGGCCCUCUCCUGCCUGAACUAAGUAAGCUUGGCUUUCCUGCCUCACUCCAGAGAGAUCUAACCCGUCACAUUAGCUUGAAGAGCAAAACUGGAGCACACCUUCCUGAGCCAAACCUCAACAGUGCUCGCCGCAUCCGCAAUAUCAGUGGUCAUCGAAAGAGUGAGACAGAGAAGGAGUCUGGGCUCAAGCCAACCCUUCGGCAGAUUCUAAAUGCAUCUCGGAGAAAUGUCAACUGGGAACAGGUCAUUCAGCAAGUAACCAAGAAAAAGCAAGAGCUAGGCAAAGGCUUACCCAGGUUCGGCAUCGAAAUGGUGCCUCUAGUUCAAAAUGAACAAGAGGUCUUGGAUUUGGAUGGGGAGCCUGAUCUGUCCAGUCUAGAAGGAUUCCAGUGGGAAGGCGUUUCCAUUUCUUCAUCCCCUGGGUUGGCAAGGAAGCGAAGCCUUUCAGAGAGCAGUGUGAUCAUGGACAGGGCUCCUUCUGUGUUUAGCUUCUUCAGUGAGGAAGGUACAGGCAAAGAAAAUGAGCCCCAGCAGAUUUUUUCACCUAAUAGCUCAUUGAGGUCUGCACAGAGUCAAAAAACAACCAUGGGCCUAAAGCAGGAAGUGACACCUCUAGCUGCCUCCCUAAGAACAGGUGAAAGAGCUGAAAAUGUUGCUACUCGAAGGCGACAUAGUGCUCAAUUAUCAUCUGACCAUACGAUACCUUUGAUGCAUUUGGCAACAGACCUGCACAGCCAGGAGAGCUCUACACCACUUUCAGAGAAUCACAAUGCCCAGGAGAGUAAUGGAGAAGGAAACUCUUUAUCAUCAAAUGCAGCCUUAGCCCUUGCAAUCUCCAGUUUGACAGAUGCAGCCACAGACAGUAGCUGUACUUCUGGUGCUGAACAAAAUGAUGUCCAGAAUAUUAGAAAGAAACGAAGAGCCACUGGAGAUGGAUCUUCUCCUGAACUCCCAAGUCUUGAGAGAAAAAAUAAAAGAAGGAAAAUUAAAGGAAAGAAAGAACGUUCUCAGGUUGACCAGCUGCUGCAUAUUUCGUUAAGGGAGGAAGAACUAAGCAAAUCAUUGCAGUGCAUGGAUAACAACCUUCUGCAAGCCCGUGCAGCUCUUCAGACAGCUUAUGUUGAAGUUCAGAGGCUACUUAUGCUCAAGCAGCAGAUAACUAUGGAGAUGAGUGCCCUGAGGACCCAUAGAAUACAGAUUCUACAGGGAUUACAAGAAACAUAUGAACCUUCUGAGCGUCCAGACCAGGUUCCCUGUAACCUUACACGAGAACAAAGGAACAUUAGAUCUCAAACAUCUGCUGAUGCCACACUGCUGCCUACUCCUUUUUUCCCGGUUUUCCUGGAGCCUUCAUCUUCCCAUGUGUCUCCAUCAUCCACUGGAGCCCCUCUCCAAGGAAUCACAUCUACUUUCCAAGCUCAUGGCAGCGUUCCUGCUCCGGACUCAUCAGUUCAGAUUAAACAAGAACCCAUGUCUCCUGAACAAGAUGAGAAUGUGAAUGCUGUGUCACAAGGCUCUGCUUGCAAUGUGUCCAAGGAAUUACUGCAAGCUAAUAGAGAGAUCAGUGACAGUAGUCCAGUUUAUCCAGUUAUCACUGCAGCAUUGUCCUUAUCAGAGCUAACAGAGAGAGUCCAUGAGCCUAGCCAAGAACUGAAGUUUUCUGUGGAGCAAGGAAAUACCAGAAACAGAGGGAACAAUCCCUCUUCCCAAUCAUCUGGUCUUCCUAGCAUAAAUAAAGAAGGUGAAGAGCCAAACAGAGGCAACAGCGGGUCUGAAGCCUGUACCAGUUCUUUUCCAAGAUUGUCCUUUGCUUCAGAAACCCCUUUAGAGAAAGAGCCCCACUCUCCAGCUGACCAUCCAGAACAACAGGCAGAGUCCACUCUGACAUCAGCUGAAGCUAGGGGGAACAAGAAAAAGAAGAAGCUUAGGAAGAAGAAAACUCUGCGGGCUGCCCAUGUUCCUGAGAACAGUGACACUGAACAGGAUAUAUUUACUGCUAAACCUGUAAGGAAAGUAAAAACUGGAAAGUCCACUAAAGGGGGGAAAGUGACAACCUCCACCUGGGAAGAUAGCAGAACUGGUCCAGAACAAGAGAGUGUCAGAGAUGAACCAGAUAGUGACUCGUCUCUGGAAGUCCUAGAAAUUCCUAAUCCUCAGUUAGAAGUGGUAGCCAUUGAUUCUUGUGAAUCUGGAGAAGAGAAACCAGACAGCCCAUCUAAAAAGGAUAUUCGGAACUCCACAGAGCUAAACUCAUUAGAAACUUCUCGCUCUGGUUGUGAUGAAGUUAGCUCUACCAGUGAGAUUGGCACCCGUUAUAAAGAUGGCAUCCCUGUAAGUGUGGCAGAAACUCAGACUGUGAUCUCCUCCAUAAAAGGAUCAAAGAACUCUUCAGAAAUAUCUUCAGAGCCAGGAGAUGAUGAUGAGCCCACAGAAGGGAGCUUUGAGGGGCACCAAGCUGCAGUGAAUGCAAUUCAAAUAUUUGGGAAUUUACUGUAUACCUGUUCAGCAGAUAAAACUGUCCGAGUUUAUAAUCUCGUGAGUCGGAAGUAUAUUGGUGUCUUUGAGGGCCAUACCUCCAAAGUGAACUGCCUCCUGGUUACUCAGACCUCUGGGAAGAAUGCUGCCCUUUAUACUGGUUCCAGUGAUCACACCAUUCGCUGCUAUAAUGUUAAGACUCGAGAGUGUGUGGAGCAGUUACAGCUGGAAGACCGGGUUCUCUGCCUCCACAGUAGGUGGCGAAUUCUCUAUGCAGGACUGGCAAAUGGCACUGUGGUCACCUUCAACAUAAAGAACAACAAACGACUUGAAAUCUUUGAAUGCCAUGGCCCUCGGGCUGUCAGCUGUCUUGCCACAGCUCAGGAAGGUGCCCGAAAGCUGCUGGUUGUGGGGUCUUACGACUGUACCAUUAGUGUACGUGAUGCACGGAAUGGACUGCUCCUUAGAACUCUGGAGGGCCACAGCAAAACCGUUCUCUGCAUGAAGGUGGUGAAUGACCUUGUGUUCAGUGGUUCCAGUGAUCAGUCAGUCCAUGCCCACAACAUUCACACUGGUGAGCUUGUACGGAUCUAUAAAGGUCACAAUCAUGCAGUGACUGUGGUGAAUAUCCUAGGAAAAGUGAUGGUGACUGCUUGCCUGGAUAAAUUUGUUCGUGUCUAUGAAUUACAGUCCCAUGAUCGAUUGCAAGUAUACGGAGGACACAAAGACAUGAUUAUGUGUAUGACCAUCCAUAAAAGUAUGAUUUAUACUGGCUGUUAUGAUGGCAGUAUUCAGGCCGUGAGGCUAAAUCUGAUGCAGAAUUACCGCUGCUGGUGGCAUGGUUGCUCUCUGAUAUUUGGCGUUAUAGAUCAUUUAAAACAACAUUUGCUGACUGACCAUACAAAUCCGAACUUUCAAACUCUGAAAUGUCGCUGGAAGAACUGUGAUGCUUUUUUUACUGCUAGGAAAGGAUCCAAACAGGAUGCUGCAGGACACAUUGAACGACAUGCUGAGGAUGACAGCAAAAUUGAUUCAUGAAGUUUUUUGCCUCCCAUGUUGGGAAGUCUUUAGUUGAACUAAUUUCACAUCAGCCCCUUACACAGGCCAGUGUCUUCCCUUCCCUAGUGAAUCAGGGAAGAAGAGAGUGGUUACUAGCCAGGCUUACCACUAGCAUAAGUCUGGACCGCUCUAUGGGAUGAUAGGUUACACUUCUAAGUUCUUGCUGGAGGUUUGUCAGAUUUAAACAGAUUUUUAAGGAACGAUACUCUUCUGGGACAGCAUGGCAUAUAGUAAUUUAUGCUACUGGUGUUCUCCAGAUGUUUAUUAAAGAUACAGAUCUUAAUUGGCUACCCGGUUUGACCCUAAUCAUAUGUAUAUUUUAUUGAUUUCAGUCUGUGAUUUUUAGUUUCUGUUCUUAUGAUGGUUUAAACCUAUAGGCAGGCUUCUAAGUACAAAUUUGUCCAAUGCUAGAUUUUUAGGAUCAGUUUUAAUUUCUCCUUAAUUAUUACAAUCAGUUAAUUGUAACAGCUGGAUAUUUAAAUUGGAAGCAAAUAGUUUCCUUUCUUAACAAUUAUGUGCAGUGUGUUUCAGUAUGCUCUUUGUAGAUAGACAGAGCUGGCUUUAAAUGCUAAAGGGACACACAGUAGGUUUUUAACAGUUAGAGUAACUGCUCUGCUGAUUAUAUUUUUGGAACUCAGGCAGCAAAUCACGUAAUGACAAGUCCUUACAGACAGUACUUCCUAUUGAACUUCUGCAGAUUUUGAUAGAGUGCUCAGUUCAAGGCAGUGCAUAGACCUAAUGUCUACUUGGAAAUCUCACUGUUAGACCUGGGCACUCACUGCAGGCAUUGGCAGGCUGUUCUAACUGGAGGUAUAACCUUUAUCUCUCUUUCCAGCUUCUGACUCUCCAGGCGGGCUGUGGGUUUGAAACCUUUUCAUUUACUACAUUGCCAAACCCCACUCUUCUAUUCUCUGGCUGUGCCUAGACUGACAGUAGCCAUCAUAUACUUCAUCUGGGCUCACAGGGUACUUUCCACCCACCCGCGGUACCCAAAUGGGGGAGUCAGGAUAAAGCAUCUGAAUAUAGUUUUCAAGGCCUCAAGCAGGCUUCUUAAAGACCAAUGUCUUGCCUUCACCUCCCCCACUAGCUGGGAAGGAAGGGUGGAGUAGGAUGAAGGGAAAGACCCUACCUGUCCAUUGAGAGCAGCCAAAUGAACAAAGCCUUCAUGAGACCGCUUUGUUUUUGGAUUUUCUCUGGACUCUUAAGAGAAGCCAUGGAGGUGUUGCUUUCCAGCCUUUUGUUUCUAGAUUCUCAAAACUCUGAAAGAUUCUACAGAGAGAGAGAGGAAAAGGGAGAAGAGCCCAGCGCCACAUACCAAGCUUCAGAUGUGAUGCCUGUUCUUUCCUAGGACUGCAGAGCAUCCAGGUUUAUCUCCACCCAUCUUAGUGCACACACUUCUACUCACAUGUCUUCACUCAGGCUCUGGGGCAGGGGGACUUCCCCAGGGGUUCAUGGAUAGGUUUCAAGAGGGUAUCCAAACCCCCUGGAAUUGUGUGUAAGACUAAGUAGGUGUUUUUUUUUCCAGGGAAGCCUCCAGUGGUUAUUACUGGAUCCAAAAAAAACCAUUAAGAACUAAUCUAGGAGCUACAUCUAGGUAAUGAAUGGCUCCAUAAGCUAUUUACUUUUGUCCUUAUGAAUGGCAGAACUCUUGUGUUGACCACACUAUUGAGAUUUGCAUGAUACUUGAGAGAGAACAGAGAAGAUCCUGUUGCAUAAAGUUUAUGUGUGCUGUUUCUGUCUGAGAGCAAGCAUUCCCAUCUCUCACCCCAUUUCCUGUACAGGUGACCAGAGAAGCUAAGCUGUUCUGUGGGUUUGGGAAUGGUGAUUCCCAGGAAAGUACGUUUGCAUUUAUUGCUAAACCUGGCAUUUUCCUUUGGGCUGAAGUGAACCCACAUUUCCACGUUGGCUGGGCAGUGUGCUGAGGAAGUCUUGCAUACUCUGUUGCGUAGGUGCCCUUCUGUCCUGCCUGAGGACAUGUCUGAAAAGAUGAGAGUGGUGGAGCCUCUGUACAGCUAGAAGCGGGUAUGUGAGGUGUUGGGCAGUCAUGGGGAACUGUUGUAGGUAUGAACAGACUGAUAGAAUCAGUAAAAACUGAUUUGAGCUUAACUUUCAUAGAAUCGUGCACAGUCUAUCUGCCUUUAUGUGUGCAGUUGUGGAUGUUCCUUGUACAUGUGUAUGCGCGUGGGCACCUAUGCUUGUAAUACUUUUCCUCAUUUCACAAGAAUUUUCUUUGAAGCCGUGGCAAUAAUGUUUUUGUUUCAAGAAUGUGUAAAAUUCGUUUAACACCAGGUUAGUAUAUUGCCCUAAAUGCAAUGUUGUAGCCAUCUGUUUAGAAAUAAAGGCACCAUAAGCAUCUUGGCUGCUUAUGGUUGUAUGUUAUUACUUUUAAGUGUCUUGAAAGUUAUGCAAAAGUCUUGUUUUAAGUCUUCUGCAAUGUCUUGGCUGAUUCUGGCCUUCUGUUCCCCCUCAGAGUAGAGCAGUGGCUCAGGGAUUUGUGUUGGCUCUGAUGUUUAGUACUUAGUUGAGGAAGGAAAUUGUUACAUGACCUGACAAAACACAACUCAUUUCUUAUAAGGAAUUGGAGGCCAUUUUUAGAAUGUUAUUUUUAAUUACUUGUGUUUACUUCUAACAGCUAGAAGACAAGAAAACCAUAGCAUAAAUCCUUUUGUGUGCAUAUGCUAGGGUUUUAAUGGCAGUUUAUUCUGAUGAAAUAUCAGUCACUUCAAGUUUUAUCCUGAAGUUUUAAUCAGGUUCAAAAUUUUGGUAUACUGCUCUACUCAGUAUAAAGCAGUUAAACACAAUACAAAGUUAUCUUGACCUGAUGUUACUUGAAUUUGAGAAAACGUCAUUGCUAUUACACUCCUGCUUUUGUGGAGAAUUUUUUUCUGCCUCAGAAGAGUUAGCAGUUGAGUGUUUAGCUCCUGACCUAUCUAUAAUUUAUAGGCAACAUCACUGCCAUUUAAGUGAUUAUUUGCCAAACAAAGGGUUUUUUGUUUUUGUUUUUUUGGUAGAUUAUACAGUGCACAACUUUAGUGACUAGGUAUGUGGAUGAUUUGGUAGGAGUAGGUGUACAAAACUUAGCGGAAUGGUAUGGUAUAUUUUAUGGAAGAGAAUUCAUUGGAGGGGAAAUGAAAGUAUAUUGUGAAGUGCGAUUUAAACAGCAGGUACCCUCUGGUUUGCAAUUUAUAUACGCUGUCUUAUAAAUUUUGUUCCUGUUACCUAAAGGAGAACUCCUAAAACUGUUAAGAAGGCCAUGCCUGCCACAUUGUUAAAACAGUGAUUUUUAUCCCUGCCCCAAAUCAUCAGAUUCCUCAGGAUUUCAGAGAAGCUGUCUAAUGGUUAGAGUUAGAAGCUGUGGUAGAGAUGAUUUGGGUUAUACUGAGUUCCAUAUACAAGUGGAUGUGAAAUCCUGAUUAAACCAAACCUACUGCUUACCAGACAAUAACCUCUAACCUCACCUCCAACCCCCAAGUAUGUGGCCUUGCUGGGUCACAUGGUGACUAACGUUUCCCAGAUUUCCUCUAAAUUCAAGGUAGUAGCCCAAUUGAAUUGGGGGAGGAGGGAAUCAAGGAGGAAAGGCUGUUGAAGAUCUUUCUCCUACUCAAGAGAAAUAUAUGCCCUAGAGCUGUGCCAGCACCCUUGGUGUCUGAUUUUUUUUUUUAAUUGAAUAUGGGUUAGACGAAUGAAAUCAGAUGACACUUGACUGCAAAAAUGUUUAUAAGCAAAUAGCUUAGCCUUCUUACAUUUUGGUAUAAAGCUGCAAACUUCCUAACUUUGUAAAGCAAGAUAUAAAGCAAAUAUAAGGGGAAAAUAAAGUACUUUUACUAAUUGUUUAUUUUUGUUACCUUAUCUGCAUAUUCAUAGCCAAACCCUUCUUUUCCACAUUGGUAUAGAGAACAAGAAGGAAAUUGGGUAGAAAAUGAAAGAUGGUUGUAGAUAUGCCACAGAUCAUGGUCCAGAUAAGCUCGGCAGACAGCUACGUAUAAGGAUUUGUCCAAGGUCAUACAGUAGGUCAAUAUUAAUGGAGGAACUAGGAUUAAACACUUUAUCUCUGCUCCAUUACACUUAGGUAACUGGCCCCUCUGGUUAUAGGUGACCCAUUUUGUCUUGAUCUAGACACCAACAGCUAUUCCCCUUCCUUUCCUCAUGUAUCUUGGAAAGUAUUUGAGUGAUUCCUGUGCUCAAGAAAUAGCAAAAGGCAUGAUUAAAGUGGGGUUUAGGAUUUA
Molecule: messenger RNA, 10223 nt
Organism: Balaenoptera musculus (blue whale)
Lineage: Eukaryota; Metazoa; Chordata; Mammalia; Artiodactyla; Balaenopteridae
Gene: ZNF106
Product: zinc finger protein 106
Exons: 19
Coding region: 334-5976 (1880 amino acids)
Cellular component (GO): cytosol; membrane
Molecular function (GO): RNA binding; SH3 domain binding
Source: RefSeq, a predicted model, not a curated record